GCAUGAUGGCAUGAUUUCAGACUCUACGGACGGUUAUCAGGUGACGCUCGUGUGAAAACCAGAAGCUUUUUUUUUUCUUUUUUCUGACUUUGAGCUCUGACCUCUGAGAUCCCUGUUACUUCCGCGUUCCGCUCACCUGUUACACCUGUGUUACUGCUACGCUCUUGAUGCGACUCCUCCUCCGCCGGUGCACCUGUCCUGUUUUCGUGCCAUGACCGAGGACUUCGAAACGUGUGAUUUAACAUGCUCGUCCCCAUCGGGUGACCCAGAGGAGGCUCUAAAAGUUAAAAGCUGGAGUAUGGAGUGCGAGCAGCCCAUUUUCUCCGCGCUGGGAGGCGGAAUGAAGCUGCAGAAGACAGUCGACGCUCCGCGGCCGACUAUGAGCGGCAGUCCCGGAAAAACCUCACUGGCUGCGGCCACCUCCGACACCGAGUCCGGGAUCUACUCUGUUGAGAGUGAGCUGUGUGUAGACCACGAAUCCGAGCUGGACUGGUUCUGCGGCACCGAGCAGAAACUCAUCUGCUCCCACUGCGCCACCGUGGGCUCCUGCCAGGGACACACCGUGACCCCUCUGGCCACCAGAGUCACCAGAGUCAGGGACAAACUGGUGGACGUGUGUGAGAAAAUGCAGCUGCAGGCCCUGAGGAUUGAGAGGUUUAUCGAGCAGACACUGGCAGCCAAAGAGCAGAAGCUUCAGGCAGCGGCGAGCAGGGCGAGGGAGCAGGUGCUGGCUCAGGUGAGCGCGGCACGCGAAGCCCUGGAGGAGGAGGAGCAGCGUCUCUUGGAGGAGGUGCAGAGAGAGGAGGAGCGUGUGGAGCAGUGUCUCCUGACCCAGAGAGCCCACUGGGGCCAAGCGUUGACGAAUCUGUCGCAAACACGCUCCCGUCUGGUGCACACGCUGACGCACACUCCCGACGCACAGCUGGUGACCAGUGUCCGGGAGAUAGCUGAAAGGGUGGAGGAGGCAGAGGGGGUCGGGGAGCCCUGUGACACAGACCAGCUCAGCCUGAACCCGUGCUGCACUGAAAGCAAGCUGCUGAGGGGUCUGUGGGCUACUGCAGUGCUGCUCGGGCCAAACACUUAUGGAUCAUCAUGUUUAAAGUUCGAUGAGCGCACAGUCAGCCCUCUUCUCUCUCUGUCUGAGGACUUCUGCACUUUAACUUUCCUCCACAAAAAACCGCGCCAGUCUCCACCCUACGACCCAGCACGAUUUGACUCUUGGCCCAACGCCUUAGGCUCGGUGUCUAUGUCCUCUGGCACCCACAGCUGGGUGGUAGACGUGGGCCAGAGCGGCGCCUUUAAAGUCGGGGUCUGCUACGCCUCCCUGGAGCGCAAAGGUUCUGGGAACGAAGCUCGACUGGGCCACAACAGUCAGUCCUGGGUGCUGUCUCACUACGAUGGAGACUACUCCUUCUGCCACGCAGGGAAGAAGGUGCCGCUACAAGUGGCGAGGAGGCCAGAGAGGGUGGGCCUGCUGCUGGACUGGCAAAGUCAGACGCUGCUGUUUUACGAGCCACACUCCUGCGCUGUGCUGUACUCAGUCUCACAGAACUUCAGUGCCCCGCUGCUGCCGGCCUUUGCCGUGACUGACCGCAGUAUCACCAUACUGCACUGAUGGACACACACAACCACACACACAGUUAUAUAGUGCCAAAAUUGCUAAAUGAGCAUUAAUGAUGUGAAGAAACCACAAAGAGAAACAACGUCCUCUAAUGUAGAUUUAAUUAGCAGCUUCGCUGUGUGAGCAGUAAUGAGAACUCCAGACACUCAGUUUCUAUUUAUUCAGUCCUGCUGUAGACACUUUUAUUUUUUACUGUUUCUUAUUAUUUUAGGCUUAAACGUAUUUGUGAGCUGAUUACAUUAUAAAGUAGUGUUGUUAUAGUAAUAACAUUUUUUUAUAAAGAAUAUUUGUGUUUUUAGUAUGAUUACAUGUUGCUAAGAAGUAUCCACAAAGAAAACAUCGCUUAUUCUGGUUGAUCCAGGACUAUUUUAAAUGUGGAAAAGAAACUCCCUUUAACAAUAAUCUGAAACUGUUUUGUAUUGUCAAAAUUUUAGAUGUUAUGUGGUGAGUAAAGGAGUUACUAAACUUGA
Molecule: messenger RNA, 2091 nt
Organism: Haplochromis burtoni (Burton's mouthbrooder)
Lineage: Eukaryota; Metazoa; Chordata; Actinopteri; Cichliformes; Cichlidae
Gene: bspry
Product: B-box and SPRY domain containing
Exons: 6
Coding region: 212-1615 (467 amino acids)
Molecular function (GO): protein binding; zinc ion binding
Source: RefSeq, a predicted model, not a curated record